Dicentrarchus labrax (European seabass) is the source of this 381-nucleotide messenger RNA. Its product is annotated as zinc finger matrin-type protein 2-like. Bases 1 to 381 code for a protein of 126 amino acids. Lineage: Eukaryota; Metazoa; Chordata; Actinopteri; Moronidae. The transcript has 2 exons. Gene Ontology annotation, cellular component: U4/U6 x U5 tri-snRNP complex; spliceosomal complex. Gene Ontology annotation, biological process: mRNA splicing, via spliceosome. The record is from RefSeq and is a predicted model, not a curated record.
AUGUGUGUGCGUGCAGACCAGAGGAAUCUUGGGAUGUCGAUGUGGGUGGGGCGCUCGUCUCUGGAUCAGGUGAAGAAACGUUUUGAGGUGAACAAGAAGAAGAUGGAGGAGAAGCAGAAGGAGUACGACUUUGAGGAGCGAAUGAAGGAGCUGAGGGAGGAGGUGAGGAGGGAGAGGAGGAAGAGGACACGCCCCCUGCUGGACAGUAAAUGCCUGCCUGGCUGCCUGCCUGCCUGCCUGCCUGCCACGAAGGCCUACAAGAAGGAGAAGCAGAAGGAGCGGAAGCGUUGGGCGGAGGAGGACGUGGACUUUGAGGAGGACGCUGAGAUGGCGGCGGUGAUGAGUUUCUCAGGCUUCGGCUCGUCCAAGAAGAGUCACUGA